CCUGGGCCGGGAAGGGGCCGCGUCGGUGGCAGGAAGCGCGCUCCGCCGAGGUCGUCGCGAAACCAGCUGGGGACCCCCGCAGGAUGAACCACAAGAGCAAGAAGCGGAUCCGCGAGGCCAAGCGCAGUGCGCGCCCGGAGCUGAAGGACUCGCUGGACUGGACCCGGCACAACUACUACGAGAGCUUCUCGCUGAACCCGGCGGCCGUGGCGGAUAAUGUGGAGAGGGCAGACGCCUUACAGCUGUCGGUGGAAGAAUUUGUGGAGCGAUACGAAAGACCUUACAAGCCGGUGGUUCUGCUGAAUGCCCAAGAGGGCUGGUCAGCGCAGGAGAAAUGGACUCUGGAGCGCCUAAAAAGGAAGUACCGGAACCAGAAGUUCAAGUGCGGGGAGGAUAACGACGGCUACUCGGUGAAGAUGAAGAUGAAGUACUACAUCGAGUAUAUGGAGAGCACUCGAGAUGACAGCCCCCUUUACAUCUUUGACAGCAGCUACGGCGAACAUCCCAAGAGAAGGAAACUUUUGGAAGACUACCAGGUGCCCAAGUUCUUCACUGACGACCUUUUCCAGUACGCGGGGGAGAAGCGCAGGCCCCCUUACAGGUGGUUUGUGAUGGGACCACCACGCUCUGGAACUGGAAUUCACAUCGACCCCCUGGGAACCAGUGCCUGGAAUGCUUUAGUGCAGGGCCACAAGCGCUGGUGCCUGUUCCCCACCAGCACGCCCCGGGAGCUCAUCAAGGUGACCCGAGAAGAAGGAGGGAACCAGCAGGAUGAAGCUAUUACCUGGUUUAAUAUCAUUUAUCCCCGGACACAGCUUCCAACCUGGCCACCCGAAUUCAAACCCCUAGAAAUCUUACAAAAACCAGGAGAGACUGUCUUUGUACCAGGAGGCUGGUGGCACGUUGUCCUCAAUCUGGAUACCACCAUUGCCAUCACCCAGAACUUUGCCAGCAGCACCAACUUCCCUGUUGUCUGGCACAAGACGAUACAGCACGGGCAGCGGCAGUGCAAGCCACCCCCAGCCACCCCGUGCCACUGUGUCCCAACCCUGACCUGGAGGGACCAGCUCUCGGGGAUCCUGAAGCAGGAGCACCCCGAGUUGGCAGUCCUCGCCGACUCGGUUGACCUCCAGGAGUCCACCGGGAUCGCCUCCGACAGCUCCAGCGACUCCUCCAGCUCCUCCAGCUCCAGCUCGUCGGACUCGGACUCGGAGGUGAGGCCCCGCUCACUCACCAGGCCUCCAGGGCAGGUCUCCCCGAAAAACCAGAUGACUCCUUCCUCCCAUCAGGAGGGAGAAAGAUGUGGACGUUUUUUCCUUUCUUCCAAGAGCUACAACUGCCGUCACCCUGCUGUGGAGUGGCCUUGGCCAGUGCUCUAGCUGUAUGUGCAUCGGCACAGUAAUCCCGAGGUCAGAGGAGGGCUCGGGGUUCAGCAUGUGAGAGCCCAGGGCCACACAGCUAGCAGCAGCGGUGUCGGAAAUUCAGGCUCCGAGCAUUCUGACCUCGUGGUCCAGGUGAAGAAUGUUCCCUGUGGGUGCUAAAGCGUGAGCCUAGAACCCAGCAAAUUCUGCGACCUGCUAAAAGCUAACAUAAAUUGGGUGAGGGUCCUGCGCCCUGAGCGGAUGAAAUUUCUGUCCGUUAAGGCGUACUCUACUGAUUGCAUCUUUUCUCGUGGGAGGUGGUAUGUUUUAUGAAUGUUAAGUGCUGUACUUAACCUUCACACAUCAGGCCAUGUGGUUCAGUGAAAUUCUAUAAUGCCACCUCAGAAUGAUGACUGAUGUUCUCAGGGUGGGUGUCCUGAUUUCAGAGAAGCCUUCAUCAGAGAGCACCGGGCGGGGGGCACUGCCGCCUGCGGGAAGAUUGUCAUUGUUUGGGAGCCAGAAACGUCUGAGAUGGAUACUCAGACUGCAUUGCGGGGCGGUCACAAAUGGCUGCUUUGCUUCUGGGAGAAGUGAACCGUGUGUGCUGUCUCCUGAGGUCAGAGGCUCCGUCCGCGCUGAAUUCC
Messenger RNA from Molossus molossus (Pallas's mastiff bat), 2005 nucleotides. It is a transcript of the gene JMJD6, whose product is annotated as jumonji domain containing 6, arginine demethylase and lysine hydroxylase. The coding region runs from base 84 to 1379 and encodes 431 amino acids. Gene Ontology annotation, molecular function: histone H4R3 demethylase activity; P-TEFb complex binding. Gene Ontology annotation, biological process: phagocytosis. The transcript is spliced from 6 exons. Gene Ontology annotation, cellular component: cytoplasm; nucleus. The record is from RefSeq and is a predicted model, not a curated record. NCBI's taxonomy places the organism in Eukaryota, Metazoa, Chordata, Mammalia, Chiroptera, Molossidae.